This is a messenger RNA of Zasmidium cellare ATCC 36951, 1266 nucleotides long. RefSeq lists its product as uncharacterized. The record is from RefSeq and is a predicted model, not a curated record. The transcript has a single exon. Lineage: Eukaryota; Fungi; Ascomycota; Dothideomycetes; Mycosphaerellales; Mycosphaerellaceae. Gene Ontology annotation, cellular component: membrane. Gene Ontology annotation, molecular function: transmembrane transporter activity. Bases 1 to 1266 code for a protein of 421 amino acids. Gene Ontology annotation, biological process: transmembrane transport.
AUGUCGAAGGAAAUGGAGCACUACGCGGAGAACCGCCCCUCCGAUGAGGAGAUCGCUACUGGUGCUGCACCUGUCGAGCGCAUCACGGUCGAACCAAAGGGCACCUCGACGACUCCAGACGCAUCGAGCGCCCCUACUUCUCGACACCAUCAUGGCCCGGUGGAGAUGGUUGGUGCGGAUACGACAGAGCAGCCGCCUUUGCAGACCACCGUGGCCGAAGUCGAAGGGCGCAAGUCUCGUUUUGGCUACCUCCGCCGCAAGCAGUUCUGGAUUGUCCUGAUCCUGUCCCAGGCACUGGCACUCACAAUCACUGGCACAAACACCACGACGACCCUUCUUUCUAUGGAAGGGACUUCAAUCCCUGCUUUCCAGACCUUGUUCAAUUACAUUCUUCUCAAUCUCAUUUACACGACUUUGACGAUUUACAAGUACGGGCCGAAGAAAUAUGGCAUGCUCCUCUGGAAGGACGGCUGGCGUUACUUGAUCCUGGCUUUCUGCGAUGUCCUGGGUAACUACUUCACCGUUCUGGCAUACCGAUACACCACCAUCCUCUCCGCACAGCUCAUCAACUUUUGGGCCAUCGCUGUGGUCGUACUCAUUUCCCUUAUCUUCUUGAAGGUGCGAUAUCACAUCUUCCAGUACGCAGGUAUCCUGAUUUGCUGCGGUGGCCUCGGCAUGCUCGUGGCUUCUGAUCAUAUUACCGGUUCAAAUGGCGGACCAGCUCUGGAUGCCGUCAAGGGAGAUUUGUUCGCUCUGGUUGGUGCUACUUUCUACGGACUUUCGAAUGUUUUCGAGGAGUUCCUGGUCAGCAAGCGUCCUCUGUACGAAGUCAUCGGCCAGCUUGCUUUCUGGGCACUGCCCAUCAACGGCGCCAUCUGCGGUAUCUUCGACCGCAACUCCAUCAAACAUGCGACCUGGAACCACAAAGUUGCUGGCUACCUUGUGGGCUACACUUUGCUAUUGUCUUGGUUCUACUCAGCAGUACCAAUCGUUCUUCGCAUGGCAUCUGCGGCGUUCUUCAACAUAGGAUUGUUGACUGGCAACUUCUGGGGCGUCAUUGUUGGCAUUAAGGUCUUCCAUUACCACGUGCACUGGAUGUAUCCUAUUGCAUUUGUGCUUAUCAUGGUGGGCCACUUUGUAUACUAUGGCACGGAGGGCGUUUUGGGCGAGGCGAAGAAGCCCUGGCUGGGAGAGAACCAGGAAGGCGGCAACGACGGCAUCGGAACUGCGCGACGACAGCUUGAGCACCCUGGUGUGACUUUGUAG